AUGCGGAUCAACCUCACAGGUGCUGCGGCCCGUGAGCUCCAGGCGCGCGGGUGGCGGCAGCGGUUCGAUGCCGAGCAAGUGGUGAGUGCGGCGUCUGCGGGCGCUGAGUGCGUCAUCCUUGCAGACAUCGACGGCGACGGUGAUCUUGACAUGGUCGUUGCAGCGGCGGGCGACAACACGGUUGCCUGGUUUGCCAACACCGACGGCGGCGGGACGUACGGACCGGCGCAGAUUGUGACCACCACGGCCAGUGGGGUGCAGAUGGUUGUUGCCGAGGACAUCGACGGUGACGGCGAUCUUGAUUUGGCGGUCGCUUCGAACGGCGACCACACUCUCGCGUGGUUCGCCAACACCAACGGCAGCGGCGACUUUGGCCCAGCGCAGAUUGUGACGAGCACGGCUAGCGGUGCAUCUGUGGUCGCUGCCGCUGACAUGGACGGUGACGGCGAUGUGGACCUCAUCGUGGGUGCCCUCGACGAAGGCGCUGCAUCAUGGUUUCCCAACACCGACGGCGCGGGCACCUUUGGCUUGGGCAACGUCAUUGCCACGUCUGUUAACCUCCCGCGCACGGUCACCCCAGUAGACAUUGAUGAUGACGGCGACAUCGACAUUGUCAUUGGCUCGGGCUCGACGUUUUCCGCCAAGGCGCUCUCCUGGUACUCCAACGAUGGGACCGGGAGCUUCAGCUCGGCCAGGACAGUCCGGUCGGUAUCGGCGACGCCGACGGCUGUCACAGCUGCCGACAUCGACGGCGACGGCGACUGGGACCUUGCCGUCGGCCUUGUCGAGACCGGCGAAACGGUGUGGUACCGUAACCUUGACGGCGCCGGUGCCUUUGCCGCCGCUCGCACCAUUUCCACCACUGCUAACUAUGUCACCGACAUUGUGGCGGUUGACAUGGACGGUGACGGCGACCUUGACAUUGCGACGGCGUCGAAGAACGACAACACGGUGGCGUGGCGCGAGAACACCGACGGUUUCGGUAGCUUUGGCCCGGAGAUACUGGUGACGGCGAGCGCAAGCGGGGCGGCGUCAGUGGCGGCGGGAGACAUCGAUGGGAACGGUGCGAUCGACUUUGCGGUCGCAUCGGCGACGGCUAACACUGUUGGCUGGUUCCGGAACGCCAUGUACUGGCACAUGUAUGCCCGCACCCCCGUUGUGGUGACAUCGGCUGCGCCUGGCGCUGCAUCGGUUGCUGCAGGAGACUUUAACGGUGACGGCGCCGUCGACCUCGCCUCGAUCUCGUCCAACGACCGCAAGGUGGCGUGGUACGCUGGCGAUGGCAGCGGCAGCUUCGGCGCUCAGACAGUGAUCGACACCAACGGCGGCGGCGCAGAGCAGGUCAUCGCCGUAGACGUCGAUGGCGACGGCGACUCGGAUGUGGUUGCCAUCUCGACCGGCGGCGGGUACGCCCGGUGGUACGCCAACACCGACAGCGCUGGCACCUUUGGCCCGGCGCUGGACAUUGCCACCACUGACGUGCCAUACGGCGCGGCAGUCGCAGAUCUGGACGGCGAUGCUGAUGUUGACCUCGCCAUCGUCUUCCGUGGUCAUCUGGCGUGGUUGGCAAACACCGACGGCGCCGGGAACUUUGGAACGGCGGUCACAAUCUCGACUUUUCUGCUUAGCGGGAGCGCGGUCAUCGCCGCCGACAUCGACGGCGACGGCGACAGCGACCUUGUGACGACCUCGCAGCUCGACCGCAAGGUUGCGUGGUACGAGAACACCAACGGUGCUGGCGCCUUUGGUGUGCAGAACGUGAUCACGUCUUCCGCCUACGGCGCGUGCUCGGUCGUGGCGGCAGACAUCGACGGUGACGGUGAUCUUGACCUGGCCUCGACCUCGCAGUUUGACGACAAGGUGGCGUGGUACGACAAUACUGACGGCGCCGGAGCUUUCGGUCCGCUCACGCUCAUCAGCUCCUUGGCCUCGGCGCCCGUCGCGGUCGUCGCCCUCGAUGCCGACAGUGACGGUGACGUCGACCUCGCGGUCGUGUCGGCCAUCGACAACUACGUCCGGCUCUUCCAGAACAACGGCGAUGGCAGCUCGUUUGCCAUCGUCCCCAUCACCUCAGCAGCCAGCGAGCCAGAGGGCUUGGCGGCGGUCGACAUCGACGCGGACGGCGACUCGGAUCUGGUUGUCGCCAACUCGGGUGCCACCACCGUCACAUACUUUGCCAACAUCGGGCCGGCUCCGCCACCGUCGCCGCCGUCGCCACCAGCUGGGCCAGGAGGCAACGCGACAGCCAGCGCAGCCGGCACGGUGCGCGGCUCGUCAUCGGCCAGCGAUGACGACACGAUGCUGAUCAUUGGGGCGUCGGCCGGGGCGGCAGUGGUUGCAUGCUGUCUAGCCGCCGUGGUGGCGGUAGUUGUCGUCCGCCGGCGGCGCGGAGGCCAAAAGGCGGACGGUGGCGAGGUAGGGAGCGAACUCGGGCGCGGAGGAAGCGAGGUGGCGCUCAGCCAGAUCUGA
This is a messenger RNA of Thecamonas trahens ATCC 50062, 2469 nucleotides long. RefSeq names its product fibronectin type III domain-containing protein. Lineage: Eukaryota; Apusomonadida; Apusomonadidae. Bases 1 to 2469 code for a protein of 822 amino acids. The transcript has 2 exons. The record is from RefSeq and is a predicted model, not a curated record.